Ustilago hordei is the source of this 1119-nucleotide messenger RNA. RefSeq lists its product as uncharacterized. The transcript has a single exon. Gene Ontology annotation, molecular function: acetyl-CoA hydrolase activity; coenzyme A diphosphatase activity. The record is from RefSeq and is a predicted model, not a curated record. Lineage: Eukaryota; Fungi; Basidiomycota; Ustilaginomycetes; Ustilaginales; Ustilaginaceae. Bases 1 to 1119 code for a protein of 372 amino acids. Gene Ontology annotation, biological process: coenzyme A catabolic process.
AUGAAGGUCAAAGAGGGCCUCUACAAUAUCCUCUUUGGCCCCGACCGCUCUUCCUCCUCUUCCCCCACCACUCUGACCUCCUCUACGUCAAAGUUUACCUCCGCUGCAGCGUCUUUAAAAGUCCCACCUGGCGCACUCGCCAAUCUCACUUCGCACUCCAUCCAUGCCCUUCAAAACCUUUCCUCCUUCAUACCCCGCCCUGGCUCGGAACCCUGUCCGGCCUCCGUCCCUGCCUACCGUCGCGCAGCAGUCCUUCUUGGUCUCUUUGCUGGUCGUAAUGGCGAACUCUACGUAGUCCUCUCCAAACGUUCUUCUCGACUCCGAUCACACGGUGGAGAUACAGCCAUACCAGGCGGUCGAUUCGAACCAACCGAUUCCGACCUCGAAUAUACAGCUCGAAGAGAAGCAUACGAAGAAACCGGUCUCCCAAUCGACUCCACCAAAGCUGUAAAACUUUGCCAACUUCCCCCCUUCCUAUCUGCAAAUGAAUUGGUUGUUACACCUUAUGUGGUCUUGUUGACUGAUCACACAAUCCAACCGCACCUAAACCCACGCGAGGUAGACUCCAUCUUCUCCCUUCCGCUCGUAUCCUUCCUCUACCACAACCCACCACGUCCACUGCGGAAAUCACUGCACCUCCCACCGAAUCCAGAUGCAGAAGCAUUGCGUCAUAUGCCAGCGAACGAAGUCAGCCCGAUCUCCGACUGGCAUACCUGCCGCGAUAUCGUCUGGUUAGCAGGAAAUCGAAUUAGAAGACAUACUUUUUGGGAUGAACGAAACCCAAUCCGCGGCCUAACGAGUGAUAUCUUGAUAAUGGCUGCGGCCAUAGCCUAUGGUGAAAAGCCACAGUUUUCAUUGCACAGUCCGGGACAACCGAGUCAAGCGGAUUUGAUCAAGUUGGCUUUUGAUAGUCCUAUUGCGCUGAAAAAGUUUAGGGUGAAGCCGAGGAUGCAAUUCUUAAAGACGCCAGAUGCGUUUAGCUUUACGAAAAGUUAUGAAAGCACGAAUGAUGAGUUGGAACAGCCGCAGGAUGAGAAGGCCGAUUUCCCAUUGGCGCCGCCCAUAGAACAAGGCAAGGGAGGUGGGGGGAAGGGGGCAAUUAGGAAGCCCAAGCUGUAG